CGCGUAAGUUUCGCGCUCAUAUUGACGAAGAGUGUGGGUUGUUUGUAAACUGAUGAAUUAAUAACGGCUGUAAUUUGGUAUUGAGGUGAAAUUUACAGCUAGAAGAUGAGAAAUGUGACUCAACCAUCACUGAUUUGCCAGCGACAGACCGGUUUAAGGGCUUCUGUCGGUUAUGACUUCGCUAUUAAGCGUUUGAAGUGCUAUGAAACAGGAGACUCUAGAGGCUCUUCUGCUGUUGUACCUCCUACAUUUGCCUGCAGAUUUUGUGGUGUAACUAACUAUGAGUAUCUUCUGGCAUUGGCAGAUGAAGAUGGAAAGAUUGCUAUCCAGAACACAAGACUCAAAUCCAAGAGUAAUCUGAUGGAAGGAUCACAAGCCCACAAUAACGCAAUAUUUGACGUUGCUUGGAUGGAUGGGGAAUUCAAAUUGGUUAGUGUAUCUGGAGACAACACUGCAGUUCUCUGGGAUGUUUCCAACUCUCAGAUGAAGGAAAUUGGGAAAUUUGAGUCUCACACUCGCAGUGUUAAGACAGUAACUUUCAAGCCAAAGGACAAAGCAAUUUUUGCUACUGGAGGAAGAGAUGGAAUGAUCAUGAUAUGGGAUGCACGCACAGCCAGUGGAUCUCGUCAGUGUAAACCUGAUAAUUACAUAUCAAAUAGCCAUCAUCUACCAGGUCUUGUAGCAGGUACUGCUUCAAAAUGUCGGAGGACUAAGUGUCUCCUGCCAUCACGUGCAGAUAGUGUCACAGGACUUGUAUUUCAAGACGAAAAUACAUUAAUAUCAUGUGGAGCUGGAGAUGGACAAAUAAAAAUUUGGGAUUUACGAAAGAAUUAUUCAGCAUAUAAGAGGGAUCCUUUACCAAAACUACAUUUACCAUAUGCUGGAGGAACAUCAAAAAAUGGAUUUACAGAUCUGCUGCUUGAUCCUGGCAAUGUGAGACUAUAUGCGAGUUGCAUGGAUAGCACAGUUUACUGCUACAAUGUUUCUACUUAUGAGAAACAACCAGUUUCAACAUACUCUGGGCAUGAAACAUGUUCAUUUUAUGUUAGAACUUGCUUAAGUCCAGAUGGCCAAUAUCUUGUAAGUGGCUCUAGUGAUGAAAAGGCUUAUAUUUGGAAUACCAGCCAGCCAGGUAGACCAGUGACAACACUGGCUGGACACUACUUAGAAGUUACAUGUGUUGCAUGGUGUCCUGUUGGUGAUAUACAGAUUGUAACGUGCUCAGAUGACGCGCAUGUCCGUUAUUGGGAAGUUGGUAAUGAAUACGAAGAGUACAAUGAAGUGGAGAUUCGAGGGUGGGCAGAAGACAUUGUUUCUCCAGGCCUGGUUCCAAGGCAAAAGCUUAGAGGUGUUGCAGAAAAAAUUGUGGGGCCCACAUUUCACCAGGCACAAAACAUUGUGGCCACUUUGGAAACAACACCCAGAUCCCACAAAAAAUACAUCUUCAAUCAUCAGAGAACACCAGUUGUAUCAGAUAUGCAAACACCAGAGUUGGAGGAAUGCCAGAGUUGUAACAGUGGCAAACUGGUAACACCCUGUUCAAAAUGCUUAUCUGCAAAGGAUAGAACUACAUCCGUUAGAGAGAGACAUUCAUUGAAAAGGCGCUUGGAAGAUAUGAUGGAAGAUGAUGACUCACAGGGCUCUACAAAUAAGAAGCGAUCAGUUUUAUCUCCAAUUAAAGAAAACAAUGGGGAAAUGUUGGAGAGAACACCUAGUGAUUCCAGAGGUGCAAGGAGACUUUUCAGUCCUGGAGAGAAAAGUAUUGAUAUGAAAGAAGACAACAACCCCGGCUUUUGUAAUUCACGAUCUUUGUUCUCCUCUCCAACAGACAAACUCCCCAAUUAUGUUGUGGAUGGGACAUCUCCACACCACUUUUGCAACCGGAGUCCACUACAAAAGGAAAAUAUUGACUGGUUAACUAAAUUGCAGAAAGAAAAACCGUGUGUUCUAAAGGCAGCUGUUGUGUCAUCACAUUAUACACCCAAGAGACGUAAACGGUCUGGGUCAGGGGCUGAUGGCAGCAUACUCAAAUUUUUCCGUGUAUCAGGAAAAGCAAAUAGUGAACAGUCAAUUUUCUCUAAUAUCUCUGUGCACUCAGAUGAGUAUGAAAAGUAAAGUCUGUGUGUGUGUGUCAAGGAUGAGGAUGAACUGAAUUUAAUGCAAGAGAGAAUGGAAGUAAUUUAUAUGUACAUGUAAGUUGACUAAAGGAAUAUCUCCUGCCAGUUUGACUAAGUAAAAUGUGAUCAAUUUUAUGUAUUUAUAAAAAUAAUUUUAGUUUUGUUAGAUUAUGUUGAGUGGUAAUGCAUAGACCUAUAGAUACACAUAAAGGAUUUGAUCUGUUACACAGAUUCUGAAGGUGAUCUGUGCACUAGAUCAAUACUUAUUAUAAAAAUAGAAGACAGACAGACAGAUUCAUUUCACUAACAAUAGUUAGUGGUUACCAAAGAGUUCAUCACAUCUUUGAUUAUGAAAGCUUGGAACUAGAUUUCAGGUUUUCAGACUUUUGAAUGAUUGCCUUUUACUCGCCUGCAGACUCUCCAUAUAAGAAGAAAUCAGCUUUUGUUUAAGUUGAAUGUUCUGUCAUUUCAUGUUUGCAUUCUCACAGCUGUAUAAACAUUACUAUAUGUGUACAUGUUGUGAUAUGAAAUCGUAUCAUUUGGAUUUUCAAGGAAAUAGAAGAGCUGACAAUAUGUAUAUAUGUGUAUAUAUAAUGAGAUUUUGUCUACAGCAAUGCAAUGGCUGAAAUAAAUACUUGUUGAAGUAAAUGCAACCUGUAACACUUAAUAUUUUCACGUUUCAUCAUCAUUUGCCAUCAGUCUAAUGUCAUGCCUUCCAGUUAUACAGCAAAGCUGCAUCUGUGUGUUUUUUUGUAGAAUGUCCAAUCCAUACACGGAUUAUUUUUGUGGACUUAGCACGUAACUCUAAGGAGAACAAAAUUUUGGAGAUUAUUCAGGGAUAUGACUUGUGGGCUUUGGUGACUCAUUACAGAGUAAUAAUGCAAUUAUGCUUUUAUUUGGUUAUUAUCCCAAUUAUCUUUGUUUCUGUGAAAAGACCUCCAUAUCAGUGAAAAAGUAUGUAAUAUGCUGUUAACAAAAUGUAUAACACAGAACUAUCCUGUUCUGUGGAAUUGAUAAGAAUAUGGCAAGGUGAUUGGCACACCCAGUUUAUGCCUUUUGGUCUAGGAGUCGGUGUUUUGGCGAAUGCAGGGGUUUCUCUUGCUUAUGAGUAGGAUUCAUUGCACUCCAUUAGCGUUAAAUGAAGGGCACUCGGUCACAUAACGAACUGCAGCCUAUGUCUGGCAUCCUGGGGCUUUAAUUCUUGCUCAGUUGGAUAUUGUAAGGAUGCAGUUUAAGGUAUUUUUGCAGAAUUUGGGGCAGUAAUGUUCUCUACACUUUUAAAGAACUUGGACACUUAACGGAUGAAGAGGUUAGGAUCAUCACGAACAGACUAAUUUACACUCCCCACAGAUUCGCGUGUUCUUAAUAACGACCUUGGUCGCCCGGGUGGUCCGCUCCUGAGAAGCACUCCAUAAGGAUUGGAUUCCUAAAGGCCAAGCAAGCAAUGAAUGUACCCGCCACUCUCCACAGAUUUGGUGCGCAUGCACAGAGAGCUCUUAAAAUAUAAACUUUCCUUGAGACACCCGAUAUUUUCAGUCAUGGCUACCAUCCGUUAGAUAUUUACAUCUUUAUUUACCAGUUUCAAUCCUUUAUAUUGAUAAUGUUGAGACUAUUGGCAAGCAAGGGAAACUUAUUUCAGCUAUUAUGAACAAAAUCUCUGAUCAAUUAACAAAUAACCAAAUAUAGCUGAGCACCCUUUUCUCAAUUUCUGUUG
Molecule: messenger RNA, 3831 nt
Organism: Schistocerca serialis cubense
Lineage: Eukaryota; Metazoa; Arthropoda; Insecta; Orthoptera; Acrididae
Gene: l(2)dtl
Product: protein lethal(2)denticleless
Exons: 8
Coding region: 106-2115 (669 amino acids)
Biological process (GO): proteasome-mediated ubiquitin-dependent protein catabolic process; mitotic G2 DNA damage checkpoint signaling
Cellular component (GO): nucleus
Molecular function (GO): protein binding; protein-macromolecule adaptor activity
Source: RefSeq, a predicted model, not a curated record